This is a messenger RNA of Cercopithifilaria johnstoni, 2652 nucleotides long. NCBI's taxonomy places the organism in Eukaryota, Metazoa, Nematoda, Chromadorea, Rhabditida, Onchocercidae. The record is from the annotation of a GenBank genome assembly.
AUGUCUGGGAAUUCUUCACAUUCACAUUCUACUCGUUCGCGUCGUCACUUUCGUUCCACCACUUCUGAAAGUCCCCCGAGUUCAUAUCAAACAGUUUCUGAAGCUUCUAACGAUUCGACGAGAACUUCACGACAUACGACUGCAAGAAAUACAUCUGGAAGUAAUUCACACCAAGCUGCCCAACAACUGUCGUCACCACAAGACCAAGAGAUCGUAGAAGGAAGAAACAUCCAAAAUACAGAGCAAGAAACAGUCCAUUUCGAUCAGAAUGAGCGUCAUUCACCAACACGAUCACAACUAACUGAAUCAAGUGCACUUCAUUAUGGUUCUGACCUGGACACAUCAAGUCAGGUGGGUAGUACGAUGUCAUGGCAGCGAACAGUGCGACAUAUGCGACCCGAUAUUAAUUGUGCUCCAUCUCAGCAUCGUACUGUUUGCAUCGAUAGUAUGGAGGACGAUCUCUCAAAUGAUUUGGAACUUGGCCCAAAGCUCUACAUUUGGGGAACGCGUAUCUGUGUUUUUGAUGUACAGCGCGCAUUUCGCACUUUCGUCAAUGAAUUUAGACCGACAAAUGUUUCAGAUGAUGAAAAUAUAAUGACGCUUCCAUCGAAUGUGCGAAUGGAAAUCGAUUUGGAACGUCCAUACUAUUUGGAACGCUUGUAUGAAAUUGAUCAGAGUGAGAAUAUAGCUUUCAAUUUGAAUUUGCAACAUGCUAGACUAUUCAAUGAAGCACUUUAUCGAAAAAUUGUGUGUUACCCAUCAGACAUUAUACCGUAUCUUGAUCUAACGAUAAACGAAAUAUUUUCCGAGAAAUAUCAAAAGGUAUUAUAUGCUCCUAUUGAAGUUCGGCCAUUUAAUGCACAGAAAACACGUAACAUGCGUGCACUCAAUCCACAGGAUAUCGAUCAGUUAAUCACCAUUAGUGGUAUGGUUAUACGAACCUCACCACUGAUCCCUGAGAUGAGACAAGCAUAUUUCCAGUGCACUGUUUGCAACUUUCCGAUUGAUGUUGAAGUAGAUCGUGGUCGAAUUGAAGAACCAGCUGUAUGUCACAACUGUCAGUCGAAAUAUUCCUUCCAGCUUGUCCACAAUCGUUCACUUUUUAUGGAUAAACAAGUAAUUAAACUGCAAGAGUCUCCAGAUGAUAUGCCUGCCGGUCAAACGCCACAUACUGUAACGUUGCUUGCACACGGUGAUAUGGUGGAACGUGUUCAACCUGGUGAUCGUGUAACUGUAACAGGAAUUUACCGUGCCGUACCAGCACGUAUAAAUCCGCGCAUACGAAACGUUAAUUCCGUUUAUCGUACCAGCAUCGAUGUAUUACACUUUCGAAAGACUGAUCAGAAUCGCCUGCAUCAAAUCGAUGACGGAUCUCAUUUAACAGAUGAAAGAGUUUCCAUGAUUCUGAAUUUGGCGAAACGAGCCGAUAUUGUUAAUCGAUUGACAAAUGUUGUAGCUCCUUCAAUCUACGGUCAUGAUGAUAUUAAACGAGGUAUUCUCUGUUUGUUGUUCGGUGGCACCAACAAGGAGGAUAGAACAGGUAACAAAAUUAAGCUACGAAGCGAUAUAAACAUAUUGCUAUGCGGAGAUCCUGGUACCAGUAAAAGUCAACUUUUACAAUAUGUGUAUCGACUUGUACCGCGUGCACAAUACACAUCAGGAAAGGGAUCUUCUGCAGUGGGGUUGACGGCAUCUGUUACCCGUGAUCCCGAUACACGUCAUCUCGUGUUACAAACUGGUGCACUUGUUCUGGCAGACAACGGGGUAUGUUGUAUAGACGAAUUUGAUAAAAUGAAUGAUAGCACGCGUUCAGUUUUGCAUGAAGUAAUGGAACAGCAAACGCUUUCAAUAGCAAAAGCUGGUAUCAUUUGUCAGUUAAAUGCACGAACCUCAAUUUUGGCUGCAGCAAAUCCCAUAGACUCACAAUGGAACCGGAAUAAGACCAUCGUUGAUAAUAUUCAGCUGCCUCAUACUUUGCUCUCCAGAUUCGAUUUGAUUUUUCUUUUGGUUGAUUCCCAAAAUGAGUUGUAUGAUCGACGUCUGGCUAAUCAUUUAGUUUCAUUGUACUACCGAGAAACCAACGAUGAUGAUUGUGAGCUGCUGGAUUUAGCUCUUCUGCGUGAUUACAUCGGAUAUGCUCGAUCUUAUGUUAAUCCACUAUUGGAUGAAGCAUCUUCUCGAUGCCUUAUUGAUAAAUAUCUCCAAAUGCGGAAAGCUGGAUCUGGUUUCGGACAAGUUUCCGCUUAUCCACGACAGCUGGAGUCACUAAUCCGUUUGGCAGAAGCCCAUGCAAAGAUAAGAUUGAGUAGUAUGGUGUCAGUACAAGAUGUUGAAGAUGCAUACAGUUUACAUCGCGAAGCCCUCAAGCAGUCAGCAGUGGAUCCAUCUACCGGUCGGGUUGACAUCAACAUUUUAGCUGCUGGAAUUACCACAACAACUAAGCAAAUCAUCGAUCAGCUGGCUGAAGCAAUUCGUAGCGAACUUUUACAGCGACGUGGAAUUUUGGUUUCGCUAAAACAAUUAAUGCAACGGUUGCGUCAGAACGACCUGUCUUUCACAAGAGAAAUAUUCGAUGAGGCGAUCAACAACUUGGUGAAAAACGAACUGUUGGUUCGAACUGGUGACAAAAUACGAUAUGUUGCAGCGACCUGA